Molecule: messenger RNA, 861 nt
Organism: Guyanagaster necrorhizus
Lineage: Eukaryota; Fungi; Basidiomycota; Agaricomycetes; Agaricales; Physalacriaceae
Product: kinase-like protein
Exons: 1
Coding region: 1-861 (286 amino acids)
Source: RefSeq, a predicted model, not a curated record
AUGUUUGCGCGGAUACAACGCAUCUACACCCUGAUUUGCAACCGCAUUCGGCGGUUGCUGUUGCCACUACUCCUUAGGCGCGCUCGUAGGUUAUAUCCUCGCAUUCAGCACCAUGUCCGGCGUCUUACGAAUUCGACCGUCAUAAAGACGGCACCCGUCUACGGUCUGUUCGUGGAGGCAGAGGCCAUGCGUUUUGUCGCUGAACAUACUUCUAUCCCUGUACCGAAGAUAUACGAUGUCUGGGCUUCCGAUGACAAGUUCGGCUACCUGGUCAUGGAGUAUAUCGACGGCGACCGCCUUGACAGGAAAUGGCGUUCACUCUCCCAUGACCAAAAAGUUACUGUUAUGCGUAUGCUGCGUGGCUAUGUUGACCAACUGCAUGCAGUCCAGCAACCCGGUGAAGUGGGGUGGAUUGGGUCCGUGUCUGGCCAAGCAUGCCUGGACUUGGCACUAAUUGACGCGCUCAGCGGGCCGUUCGCCAACGAGGAAGAGUACAACGACUGGAGAAUCUCUCUCUUCUCAUGGUACGCCAACGAAAGCCCCAAAGUCAAGCAUCAGUUGGAUGAGAUUCGACAGCAAAUGCGACACGAUCACCGCAUCGUCCUGACGCACGGUGAUAUCGCCCGCAACAAUGUCCUCAUCCGUGUGGAUGGAGAUGGCUCCGACAAUGUUUCCGUCGUCGCGCUUGUUGAUUGGGGUCAAACAGCUUGGCGUCCAGAAUAUUGGGAAGCCCGAAAGUUUUACUGGGUUGCGCCCCAGAACGAUUGGCUUUCCUUGGGUAAAGAACUGCUACUGUCAGGGUAUCAGAAAGAAAUCGAAAUAGAGGAACAACUUUUACUUAUCUCGGGGCCUCCUCGAUAA